Messenger RNA from Saprolegnia parasitica CBS 223.65, 501 nucleotides. RefSeq lists its product as hypothetical. The transcript has 2 exons. The record is from RefSeq and is a predicted model, not a curated record. Lineage: Eukaryota; Oomycota; Saprolegniomycetes; Saprolegniales; Saprolegniaceae. The coding region runs from base 1 to 501 and encodes 166 amino acids.
AUGAAGCACGAUGCCAUCCUCUGCGCGUCGCCCGUCGACAUCAAGGCCAAGAAGUGCAUGGUCUCCUACUGGAGGGUCCGCUUCUGGGUCCUCCGCAACGGCGAGCUCCUCGAGGCCGCCUCCCAGCAAGACAUCGAGCGCCGCCACAAGGUCACGCGCUACACCGUCCUUCGCGGCGCCAAGUGGCUCGAGCGCCCGUACGGCAUCCAAGUCGAGACGAAGGAGGCCGGCUGGCUCUACGCCAACAUCGCGAUGAAGGCCACGUGGGCCAUGUGGGUCCACGGGCUCCUGCUCCUCGACCUCGCGUACGGUCCGAAGGGCAGUGUCUCGUCCGAAGAUCCCUCGUGCCCGUCCGAAGACGACCUCGAAGCGACGCCAGGCCCGCGAAUUCCGGCGCUCACCGACGAAGAGGCCAUGGACCUCUUCUACACCAAGUCCGAAAUGGAAGCGUUCAAGGGCAGCGUGACGACAUUAAAAAGUUUUACGGUCGUCAUGGUCUAG